AUGGAUGGGGACCAUUUCGUGUGCAGCGCGUGUUGGGGGAGAAGCAACGGCGCCCUCGUGUUGAGCAAGACGGGGUUGGUUUGGCGAUCCCGCCAGACGGAGGCGCAAAAGAAGGUGGCGAAGGACGACAUCGCAGACAUGCGGUGGUGUGCGGUGGGGGCGCGGCACUGCCACGUCAAAGUGACGACCAAGGCCGGCAAGGCGGUCGUGCGCUUCACCGAGUUGAAGGUAGCGGACGUCAAAGCCAUUUGCAAGUACGUGGAGGACGUGUGGGGCCACAUCGUCGACGAAGAAACGCUGGCGUGCAGCGGGCACAACUGGGGGCAACUGGCGGUCCAGGGGGACACACUCAACUUUGUCGCACACAAUCAACGGGGCGGCGGCGGCGGCGUGGGGGUGGUGGUGGAGCUUCCGCUGGGCUUGAUCGCACAAUGCGCACUGCCGUCAAAAACCGAGCUCGAGUUCCAAUUCCACGACGACAACACGGUCGCGGGCGACGAGGAAGCGCUGGUCGACAUGCGUGUAUACGUACCCGCCGCCGCCACCGGGGGCGUGACGACGCUGGCCGAACGGCUCAAGAACGAGAUCGUCGACCGCGCCAACAUCCGCCACGUCACGGGCAACGCGAUCGUCGAGCUGGACGACGCCAAAGGCACAUUUGUGACCCCCCGCGGCCGGUACGCCAUCGACUUGUUUGCGUCGUUCAUGCGCCUGCAUGGCAAAACGUAUGACUACAAGAUUUUAUACGCCAACAUCAGCCGGUGCUUUCUCCUGCAACUUCCCAGCUCGACCAACAUGGCGUUUGUGAUUUCGCUCGACGAACCGAUCCGCCAAGGCAAGCAGAGGUACCCCCACCUGGUGCUGCAGCUCGCGAGCACCCCCGAGGUCCACGUAGAUGUGAAGUUGCCGCCGCAAGACCUGGACGCGUUCAACGGGAGUCUGCACCAGCGCAUGACGGGGGCCCUGCCGCAACUGGUUGCGACGCUGUUCAAGCACGUUGUGGGCAAAAAGGUGUUUACGAGCGGCUCGUUUUUAACGCACACGCGGACCCGCGCCGUGAAAUGCGCGCUCAAAGCCAACUCGGGGCUGCUCUUCCCCCUCGAGAAGUCGUUAUUGUUUAUCCAUAAACCCCCCACGUACAUUCGAUACAGCGACGUUGAGACCGUUGAGUUUCAGCGCUACACGGGGCAAUCAGGGUCGAGCCUCUCGCGCAACUUUGACCUGGUCGUGACCACGCGGCCCGUGGGCGACGACGACGAGCCCCAUGACAUCAUGUUCAGCGCCAUCGACCGCCGCGAGUUCCCGGAACUGUCGCAAUUCCUCACGGCCAAGAAACUGCGCAUUUUGUGUACGCAUCAACAGGUCCAGUCCAAGGAACCCCUCGGUCGAACGCGGUACUCGGACGAAGAAGAAUCCGUGGACGACGACGAAGAUUCGGAUUUUUUCGACGCGAGAGUCAACUUGGAUGACGAUGAUGGCAAACAUGGAAAAGCCAAAGUCAAGCCCCAUGGGAGGGACGUCUUCAAGUACUAACCAAGCGCAACGACGACAAAACGAACGAACGACAUGUCAGGCUACGAACGGACGACCGAUCAAGGCCAAGAUGUGUUUGAAUGGCCCAAGCUUGUAGUACGUAGCACUUUUAUUUGUUUUCCACCAUGUAAUUGAGUAUACAUGUACUGUACCCG
Aphanomyces astaci is the source of this 1688-nucleotide messenger RNA. RefSeq lists its product as hypothetical. The transcript has a single exon. NCBI's taxonomy places the organism in Eukaryota, Oomycota, Saprolegniomycetes, Saprolegniales, Verrucalvaceae. The coding region runs from base 1 to 1533 and encodes 510 amino acids. Gene Ontology annotation, molecular function: nucleosome binding; DNA binding; histone binding. The record is from RefSeq and is a predicted model, not a curated record. Gene Ontology annotation, cellular component: nucleus; FACT complex.